GCGACACACAUCGCGUAGGCACAUCCGCACGGCCACACGAGCGACCACACCGCACGCGCGCGGGCCCGCUUUCUUUUGCUUCCCCCCUCUCCCCCCUGCCCCUUUCCCCUCCCCCUUCCCCACCCUGCCAUGGACCAGCCGAACGUGUCGGUCGGCGACCGCGUGCUGGUCAACGACCGACGCGGCAUCGUCCGCUUCGCCGGGCCGAUCGAUGGCCUGUCUGGAAUCUGGGUCGGCAUCGAGCUUGAUGGCCCGGUCGGCAAGAACGACGGCACUGUCAAGGGCAAGCGCUACUUCACGUGUGCGCCGAAUCAUGGCCUGUUCGUGCGCCCGACGGCCGUGACGCCACUCGACGAGCCGGUCUCCCCGGGCCCCGGUGGCGCAGCCUCACCGGUUGCUCCGGCAAGCCCGGUCAUUGCGGCUCCCGAGUCGGUGGAGGCGGCGGCGACGGAGUCGACGGCCGUGCCGGAGCCGGCGGCCGGGCCCGUUGCCACGGCGGCCGACGCCACCCCUGCUGUGGGUGCCGCUGCGACGGCGGCCACCACGGCAGCCCCCCCGACUGGGUCCCUGCCCCUGUCGGUGGACGCCACCGUCCCCCAGCGCCACUACGACGAUCUGGUGGCCAAAUUCCGCCUGCUGGAAACCCGCCUGGUGGAAGAGCGUGCCAAGUCCAAGCAGGCCGAGCGUCUGCGCCAUGAGGCCGAGACGGCGCAGCAGGCACGCCAGCGCCUGGAGGCCCAGGUGGCCGAUCUCCAAGCGCAGGUGGUGUCCCUGCGCAAGCAGGAUAGCGAGGAGCGCCGGCAGCGCGAAGAGCGCGAGGAGGCACUGCUUGAGAUGGAAGAGCAUGCCGAAUCGCUGACCAUGGACAAGGAGCUCGCCGAGGAGCGUGCCGACCAGCUCCAAGCGGAGGUGGAUCAGCUUCGCGAGCAGGUCGAAGAGCUGACGCUGGAUCUGGAAAUCGUGCGCGGCGAGCACGAGGAGGAGCUGGCCAAGCUGGCGGCCGCCGGCGAGGGGGAAGUCCUGUCGCCGGCGGCCCAGGAGCAGGUGGCCCAGCUGCAGCUGCAGAAUGACCGCCUGAAGGAGGCGCUGAUGCUCCUGCGUGACCGGACCACCGAGGAGAAGGCGGCUCUGGCCAAGCGCGUGCGGGACUUGGAGAAGUUCGAGCGCGACAUGCCGGAGCUUCAGGCCAAGUACCUUGCGCUCAAGGCGGAGAAUGCCGACAAUGAGAGCCUUGUCGAGCAGCUGAAGCUCCAGGUGGACGACGGCCUCGCCGCCGAGAGCAUGGUCGAGGAGCUGUCGGAGAAGGUCCUGGACCUGGAAGACCACAUCACCGACCUGCAAAACAGCAUCCAGGACCUGGAGGACCUGCGCACCCUGAGCGACCAGCUGGAGGACACCUACGUGGAGAAUGCCCGGGCGCUGGAGCAGGCGCUGCAGGAGCAGGAGGCCCUGGUGGCCCGGCUGGCCGGGCAGCUGUCCCUGGAGCAUGGGCUUCGGUCGGACCGGGACCUGACCAUCGACAAGUUCCGCGGGCUGGUGCGCGACCUGCAGGAGCGCAUCCUGCAUCUGGAGGCCACGCUCGGGAGCCAGAGUGCGGCGGCGGCCGGCACGGCGGCGGCCGAGUUGGCGGCCGAGUUGCACCGGCGCGCGGCGGCCGCCGCCGAGACGGCUCUCGACGGGUCGGUGCUCGGGGGCGACCCGAGCGCCGGGGCCGGGGCCGGGGCCGGGGCCGGGCUGGACGCGGUCCCGGCCCUGCAGCGCCUCCUGGCGGCCGAGCAGGCCCGCGUCACCCAGGCCGAUGUGGUCCUGCGGGCGCGCCUGCUGCGCGGGUACCUGCCGGGAUCCUGGGCCGGGGCCGUGCAGCAGGCCGACCUCCUGGUGCCGGAGGCGUACUUCCUGGAGCUGGCCCGGUGUGUGGUGCGCGCCGGUGGCAAGGCCGCCGCGGUUGGCCGGCUGGCGGAUCACCUGCUGCCGGCUCGCCCGGACUCGGUGCUGGCUGCGCUGACGCGGCCGCUUGGCCCGGCCCCGGGGGAGAGCGACGCCGGGCGCCUGGCCGCCGGCCAGGAGCUCGCCCGGCUGGGGCUGGUUGUGACGGCGCGGCGGCCAUUGCGCGCGCUGGAGCGCGGGCUCGGCCUGCUGCAGUUGGCUCUGUCGGUCGCGCGGCCCGGGGCCUCGGGCCGGGUGGUGGAGCUCUUUGCCCCGCAGCUGGCCCCGGCCGGGGGCGAUGCGGCGGCGGCGGCGGCGGCGGCGGCGGCCGGCCCCUCCGCGGCGGCCGGGCCGCUGGCCUCGCUGGGCUCGCUGCUGCCGGAUUUGCCGGCGGCCGAGCGCCGGCUGGAUGCCUUGCUCCAGGCCCUGGCACGGACCCUGGCCCAGGUGGAGGGCGCGCCGCGGCUGUUGCAUGAUGCCGUGGCGGCCGUGGCGCUUGGGGAAUACGCGACGGCGGCCGGGCGCUUUGGCCAGGCCCUCUGCCAGCGUCUGCUGGCCGGGGCCUCCGGCCUGGAGGAGGCCCUGCUGGGGGCCGAUCGCCGACGGGUGCUGGCCGGCCUGGCUCGCACCCACGCGGCGGCCAUCGAUGCCCGGGCGGAUGAUCUGUUUGUGGUCCUCUGCCAGGCGGCCGGGCACCUGGCUGGUGCCUGGGCGCCGGAGCCGGCCCAAGUGACCGAGGCCGGCGCUGAUGCCGAGGAGCCGGACGGGAGUGGCGCGGCGGAUGCGCCCGCCGACUCGGCCUCGGCCUCGGCCCAGGCCCUGGCGCAGCUCUUGACCACGGCCAACCGGCACAACCGCGCCAUCCAGGUGCUGGCGAAGAAGCUGCGCAAGCGCUUCGACUGCGAGCCGGCUCUGCAGCAGCUGGCGGCCCCCGGGCGCUUGGGGGAGUCGCUGUUCGCCGGCGAGCCGGAUGCCACGGGCAUCGAUGAUGCCCAGGUCCUGGUCGAGCUGGCCGAUCUGGAACGCGUCCAGCAGGUGGAGGCCCAGCUUGAGGGCCUGCUGGCCGAGUUGGAGGGGCUGGUCCCGGCGCUUGGCACCGGCUCGGCCCCGGCCCCGGCCCCGGCGGCCGUGGUUGAGCGCCUGACCCCCCUGGCGCAGCGCCUGGGCGCGACGGCCGAGGCCAUGGAGGCCAUUGUCGAGACCCUGCACGGGGUGGAUCGCGACAUCGGGCCCUCGCAGCCUGAGGAGGGUCCUCUGGCGGCCCUCGGCGAGCGCUUCCGACUGGCACUGGAGAGUCAGGAGCAGGGGGAUGCCCUGCGUGAGCAGGUGGCCUCCCUGCAGGCAACCAUCCAGCAGCAUGAGGCGGCGGCCGCCGCGGCGGCCGGGCGUCUGGAUGAAGAGCGCGCCCGAGUGGCCCUGCUGGCCGCGCGUACGGCCUCCGCUCGCGAGGAGGCCGAGCAGGCUGCCCAGCUGGCCGCGAGUCUGGAAGAGUCCCGCCGCGAUGCGCAGAUGUAUUCCGAGGCCCUGGAAGCCCUGCGUGCCGAGCUGGACGACAUGGAAAUGCAGAAUAUCUCCCUGCGCAAGGAGCUGUCGGCAGCCGUGCGCGUUGGCGACACGGCCGACGCCGCGCCCCAAACGGCGGCCGCGUCCGCGGCCGAGGCCAACCCGGCCCACUCGCGUGCCCUCGUCCGGGAUCUCUAUGCCACAGUGGCGGCGCUGCGUUCGGAGCUGGCGCGGACCCGGGCCACGUCCAUCGAGAGCAUGGUCGCCACGCUGGCCCCGCUGCCGGUCCGGCGUGGAGCACCGGUCGCCGCUCCCGCCACCGACGCCACCGCGUCUUCUUCAUCACACUCGGCCAGUCGGGCCGCAGUGGCCCCUGCCGCUUCCUCGGCCCUGUCCUACGCCAACGCCGUCCUCAAGGACUCCAUGCAGUUCCUGGUCGAGCACCGGGUGGCCCGGCUGCGUCCGGGCCCGGUCGACGCGGCGGAUGUCCUGCCGCGCGGCGUGAGGACCGCCGGUCAUGCCGAGCGCCUGCGCCUCCUCCGAGCCAAACUCCUGGCCGCGCGCCAGACCCGCGCCCUGCAUUCCCUGGCCACCGGGCACUUCGAUCCCACCGCCGAGGAUGCCCCGCUGCCCGGUGUGGCAAAGGCCGCGGCGGUUUGA
Molecule: messenger RNA, 4089 nt
Organism: Fonticula alba
Lineage: Eukaryota; Rotosphaerida; Fonticulaceae
Exons: 9
Coding region: 130-4089 (1319 amino acids)
Source: RefSeq, a predicted model, not a curated record